Messenger RNA from Bacidia gigantensis, 936 nucleotides. RefSeq lists its product as uncharacterized. The transcript has 2 exons. Gene Ontology annotation, molecular function: 3'-5'-RNA exonuclease activity. The record is from RefSeq and is a predicted model, not a curated record. Lineage: Eukaryota; Fungi; Ascomycota; Lecanoromycetes; Lecanorales; Ramalinaceae. Bases 1 to 936 code for a protein of 311 amino acids.
AUGAGAGUUGUUUCACGUACGAGCACACCUCUGACAUUGACUAUUCUUACUAAAAACAUUCGCUAUGCGACGGACUCUCCAUUUGAAGGAGAGGAAAGGUGGGAGGUUCGUCGACCUUAUUUGACUAGCGAGUUACUCUAUCACACUGCGCAUUGCGCCGAAUCGUUCAUUUGCCUACAAGAAGUGCUUCACGAUCAAUUGAAUGAUGUGCUGCAUGAUUUGAACAAGGAUGACGAAUGGUCCCACAUAGGUGUUGGUCGCAACGAUGGCCAAAAGGCGGGAGAAUACUCGCCAAUCCUCUACAGACCAAGCGUUUGGAAACUUGACCAAUGGCAUACGACAUGGCUUUCUCGGACGCCAGACAAACCCUCCAAGGGCUGGGAUGCUGGAGCACCCAGGAUCCUCACGACCGGUACCUUCUCCCAUCGAAUGACAGGCCAGAAAGUCUUGGCAAACAGCACCCAUCUGGACGAACGAGGGUCCCGGUCCAGACUCGAAGCAGCCAAGGUCAUCCUCGAGCGUAUCAGGCAGUAUGCAGGACGUAAUUUGGAGAUUCCAUCUUUCCUAGGAGGCGACUUCAACAGCGAGUCUCAUGAAGAAGCCUAUCUUGAGGUCACGUCGGACGGCUCUCCAAUGGCCGACUUGAGGGAUCUAGUGCCAAUCCAGAAACAGUACGGAGACAUCAACACUUUUUCUGGCUUUACCCUAGACACUCGCCGUAAGAGAAUCGAUUUCAUCUUUCUUAGUGGAGCAAAUUCAAAGUCUCCCACCAACCCUAGAAAUGACAUGACGAGCAACGAACCCCAUGGACCGACAAAUCCUCCUGAGGGUCCAUGGCUCGCAGAUGGUUAUGCUGUCAUCCCCAAUUGCUUUGAGGAUGGUGUCUACAACUCCGAUCAUCAAAGUGUCGUUGGGACUGUGCGGUUGUCACGAUGA